AUGGGAGAAGCUCGGAGGACCCGGCUGCCCUUUGUCUGGAUCCGGGCUCGCUGUCAAGAUCAAGGCGCUCCAGAAUCUGAGCUGGAGAAACGAUGGACUGAACUGUUCGAGCAGCUUGAUGUCAAUAAAGACGGCAAGAUCGACAUCAAUGAACUUCGCAACGGGCUCGCGGCAUGGGGACUCGACCGCAGAACCUCAGCAGAAGAACGAAUAGUGCACAUGAGUGAUACCAAUCAUGAUGGACAGCUGGACUUUCAGGAAUUCACCCAGUAUUUGAGCACUCACGAAAAAGAGCUCAGACUCAUGUUCCACAGUUUGGACAACAACAAUGAUGGUCAUAUAGAUGUAGGGGAAAUCCAGCAGUCUUUGCAAAGUCUGGGUGUUAAAGUGUCACUCGAGCAGGCCUCCAGGAUACUGCAAAGUAUGGAUCGAGAUGGCACAAUGACUAUCAACUGGAACGAAUGGCGAGAUUAUUUCCUGUUUAAUCCAUUCCACAACAUGGAGGAAAUUGCCCACUUUUGGAAGCACUCUUUGAUGCUUGAUAUUGGAGAACACCUGACAGUGCCGGAUGAUUUUUCUGAACGGGAGCGGAAGGCAGGAUUGGUCUGGAGGCAGCUAGUUGCAGGCGCGAUUGCAGGAGCUGUAUCCAGAACUGGAACUGCUCCACUAGACAGGCUCAAGGUUUUCUUACAGGUUCAUGGGUCAGCAGGUGUUAACCUGUGGUACGGACUGCACCGAAUGGUACAGGAGGGGGGUAUCAUAUCCUUAUGGAGGGGCAAUGGCAUAAAUGUUAUCAAAAUUGCUCCUGAGUCUGCAAUCAAGUUUAUGGCAUAUGAACAAAUAAAGUGGCUUAUUCGAGGCACCAAGGAAGGAGGCACACUGAGGGUUCACGAAAGGUUUGUUGCUGGGUCGUUGGCUGGAGCCACUGCUCAGACGAUCAUCUACCCCAUGGAGGUGCUGAAGACGCGUCUUACUUUACGGAAGACAGGACAAUACUCUGGAAUGCUAGACUGUGCCAAGCAGAUUCUGCAUAAGGAAGGGGUGCAAGCCUUCUAUAGGGGCUAUGUACCUAACACACUUGGCAUCAUUCCUUAUGCUGGUAUUGAUCUGGCUGUUUAUGAGACUCUGAAAAAUGCCUGGCUGCAGCGGUACUGUAUGGAUUCAGCUGAUCCUGGUGUUUUGGUGUUGCUUGGCUGUGGCACCGUGUCAAGCACUUGUGGCCAGCUAGCCAGUUACCCAUUGGCUCUUAUCCGUACACGCAUGCAGGCCCAGGCUUCUACAGAGGGUGCUCCAAAGCUAUCCAUGGUGGGCCAGUUCAAGCACAUAGUGACCCAAGAGGGUGUCCCAGGUCUGUACCGUGGCAUUGCCCCCAACUUCCUGAAAGUCAUUCCUGCUGUUAGUAUCUCCUAUGUGGUCUAUGAGCACAUGAAGAAGGUCCUGGGAGUGGAUUCAUAGAAACUGCUAUCACAGAAUGGCAAACAGCAAAUAAAUAUUAGAAACAGUGGGCAUGCCUUAGAAGACUCAAAUGAAGAAUAAACCAAGAUGACUAACAGAACCAUAAGGAGAAGCAAACAGAUCCCUAGGUGAUGAAGCAGAGGAGUAAUGCUCAAAACGUAAUCUACAUUAUAUAUUAUCAUCUGUAGUAUAUUUACAUUGCAAUAGACUGGACGGAUGGCAAUUAAUUUUAAUGGGGUUGUGAUGUGUUACAAACACAUUCCUUAGUCUAUUUUUAAUUGGCAGCUGGAUAAUGGUCAGGUUAAAAAAAAAAGUAAUUACUUAAUCGCCACAGCUUCAUAAUACAGUGCUUAUUUAACAAGCUCAGGUUCUAUAUUUUAAUGAAUAAAACAACAUUUUAUUAUUAACAGUUUAUUAAAGUCAGCUAGG
Molecule: messenger RNA, 1884 nt
Organism: Neoarius graeffei (lesser salmon catfish)
Lineage: Eukaryota; Metazoa; Chordata; Actinopteri; Siluriformes; Ariidae
Gene: slc25a23b
Product: solute carrier family 25 member 23b
Exons: 12
Coding region: 1-1455 (484 amino acids)
Biological process (GO): transmembrane transport
Molecular function (GO): ATP transmembrane transporter activity; calcium ion binding
Source: RefSeq, a predicted model, not a curated record